UUUCACUGAGGGUGGUUAAGCUGGUUGUUCCCGGUUAAUUUAUUUUAUAAUAAUAUUUUUAAUAUAAAAAUACAACGAAUUGCCACUACAUAGUACAUAGUUACAUUAAAAUGUUAGUGAGAUUAUAGUGACAUUGUAUUCUUUAGUGUUUAUUGUGAUAGAAAUGUGGUAAAAACUAAAAAGUGCCAAGUGCGACUAAGCGCCAGAAUGUCUGAUGAACUUGAAGCUCGAAUGUGGGACGAAGGAGGCUCCAGAUACGAGUCUCGGAGUCGAGGGGCGUAUUUCGAGUCAGCGUUCGCAUCCUCUGAGCAUUUAGAUAGGGCUCCUUUGUUAUCAGAAGAGAGUUACACGGAAGUGUCGGUGGCGCCGGCUAGUGAGUCGGACGAGCACUGCCACUGGAAGAGACCGGAGCCACCCAGUGCAGUGCCCCAGCUGCUGGCAGCGCUGGUACUAUGUGCCAUUUUUAUGAUAUGCGAGAUCGUGGGUGGCUACCUGGCGGGCAGUAUAUCCGUGAUGAGCGAUGCGGCGCACAUGCUGAGCGACUGUGGAGGUUUCGCGCUCGCUCUGCUCGCGUUUCGCUGCGCCGCUCGACCUCCUACCGCCAACAUGUCCUAUGGAUACCGAAGAGCUGAGGUAUUGGGCGCGAUGACAUCGGUGCUGCUCAUAUGGGCGUUGACGGGCGUGUUCGUGUACGUGGCCGCAACUCGCAUACGCACGGGCGACUACGACAUCGAGCCGGACAUGAUGAUGCUGGUGUCCGGCUGCGGCGUCGUCUUCAACGUGGUGCUGGCGCUGGUGUUGCACGGGUGCGCCUCGGACAUUGCGCACUACCACUCGCACGGCGGCGCGGCGUGCUCGCACGCACACAACGAGCAGCGCGGCUUCCGUCUGUUCCGGCGACGCGACCAUAAGCAGGCCAACGGCGCUCUGGCCAAUGGUGACUACGGCAUGAAGGAUCUCGCCGCUGCUGACACGCAUGUUGCUGGCUCUACCGCCAGAAAUAUAAAUCUGCGCGCCGCGCUCAUUCACGUGAUCGGCGACCUCAUACAGAGCUGCGGGGUUCUACUCGCUGCCAUCCUCAUCAAAAUAUACCCCGAGGCGAAGGUGAUAGACCCGAUCUGCACGUUCAUAUUCAGCGUGCUGGUGCUGCUGACGUCAGCGCGAGUGGUGCGCGACGCGCUGUCUAUGCUCAUGCAAGCUGUUCCUAGUAACUUUAGGUAUCGUGAAUGUGUAUCCGCUUUAUCAGCUCUAAAUGGAGUGAGGCAUGUGCACUCUGUCCACGCGUGGGCCUUGUCCACGCAUCACACUGUUCUCACUGCCCACGUUGCCAUAGACGAGCUAGCGGACUGGGAGGCAGUGCUGGCGGGCUGCCAGCGCCUGGCGCGCCAGUACGGCGCCGCGAGUGGCGUGUUCCAGCUGGAGAGAUACUCGCACUGCAUGGCCAGCUGCGAAGACUGUCGCCAGCCUUCCGCCGCGCCCUGACACCUGCGCACGCUCACCCGCUAGCCGCCCAGAUUGUGGAUAUAACGCGGCUGAGCCAUGACGGUCACAGAACAGACAUCACAAAAAUAAAAUAAACUUGACAAAAAUAUUGAACAUAUGAAAUGCAACAGGAAACCGAGGUGAGAUUCUUAGGGUAACCACGACGAAACUAUUUAUUGAUGUGUUAGUGUUAUAUUAGAUACUGAUGAUAUGAAAAAGAUGAUGAGUUUUGCUGACAAAUGUAAGAUAAUUGUUAGACUUGUAUAGAACGCAACAUUCCAAAAAGUAUUAGUUUAAUUGUAAAUGUAUUAGGUGUUUAGAAUUAGUGAUGAAGUCUAUUGUAUGGAAGGGACUAUUCAAUUUAAGGAUGGGUAAUUGGUGUAUAUGGAAGGGACUAUUCAAUUUAAGGAUGGGUUAUUGGUGUAUAUGGAAUGGACUAUUCAAUUAAUGGAAGGGCAAUACGGUAAUUUGUUUAUAUGGAAGGGCCUUUUAAAUUUAUGCAGGGCUACUGAAUUAAAUAAUUUACAUAAUAUAUUGAAUGAACUAUUCAAUUAAUAAAAGGGCAAUAGGGUAAAUUAUUUAUAUGGAAGAGACUUUUUAAUUUAUGGAGGAAUAAUGAUUAUUCAAUUUCUGGGGAGUAUUAAUUUUAUAAAAGGACUACAUUUUAUGUAUGUAUAAUAUAACAAGGUGUUGUAAAAUUAUUAUUUUCCCUUUCGAGAGGUUGUUGU
Messenger RNA from Maniola jurtina (meadow brown), 2210 nucleotides. Its product is annotated as zinc transporter 2-like. The transcript has 10 exons. Gene Ontology annotation, cellular component: plasma membrane. Gene Ontology annotation, biological process: zinc ion transmembrane transport; response to zinc ion. Gene Ontology annotation, molecular function: zinc ion transmembrane transporter activity. Bases 208 to 1482 code for a protein of 424 amino acids. The record is from RefSeq and is a predicted model, not a curated record. Lineage: Eukaryota; Metazoa; Arthropoda; Insecta; Lepidoptera; Nymphalidae.